UUCGGUAAGAAGUGUAGUUCCGGGAUCUGGAACUACUUCUCAGGAUGGAAAGGAAAAACCUUAAACGGUGUAAGGAUACAACGUGGCUGCACGUCGCUAGCAGGUGCACAACGCAGGGAAAUCACAAAUACGAGACGAGUGAUGGCAUAGCAUAUGGUGUUUUCCCUUUUCGAACGACAGAAGACACGUUCGCCACAAACCAUAACCUUGUGCUUUUACUAAAAUAAUGUCACGAGUGGGUCCUAUCUGCUGACCCCCUUUUUCCAGAGUGACUGUGGUAUUUGCAUAUAGAAGCCAUCCACCAUUUCCACCAAAAUGUCAGGUACCUACACACCAGCCCCUGGUGGGCCAUUCUCUGCUCUCACCCCAAGCAUGUGGCCCCAGGACAUUUUGGCCAAGUACCAUCAAAAAGAGCCCUCAGAAGAGCCUGAACUCCAAUAUGAUGAGUUUGGCUUCAAAAUGGACACUGAAGACCAUGGAAAGCCCAGGUCCUGGCUGGGCGCUGAAGGCUCACCCCAUUGUGAAGACCCACAGCAGCGAUUGCGCUGGCAAGCCCACCUGGAGUUCACCCACAACCACGCGGUGGGUGACCUGACCUGGGAGCUCAUAGAUCCCGUACUCCCACGCUCGGAGCGGCUGCGUUCCCUGGUGCUUGGUGGCAUACCUCACAGCAUGAGGCCACAGCUAUGGAUGCGUCUGGCUGGAGCACUGCAGAAGAAGAGGACUUCUGAGAUUUCUUACAGAGAAAUCAUUAAGAACAGUUCCAAUGAUGACACCAGCACAUCAAAACAGAUAGAGAAGGACCUAUUGCGGACUAUGCCAACCAAUGCGUGUUUCUGUAGUCUGACCAGUGUUGGAGUGCCGAGGCUGAGACGGGUACUAAGAGGCCUAGCCUGGCUCUACCCAGACAUUGGGUACUGUCAGGGCACUGGCAUGGUGGUUUCCUGUCUGCUGCUCUUUCUUGAGGAGGAGGAUGUGCUAUGGAUGAUGUGUGCACUGAUUGAAGACCUCCUUCCUCCAUCUUACUUCUCCUCCACUCUGUUGGGCGUCCAAACGGACCAGAGGGUUCUUCGCCAGCUCAUUGUUCAGUACCUGCCAGCCCUCGACCGUCUUCUGCAGGAUCAUGACAUAGAGAUGUCUCUGAUCACACUGCAUUGGUUCCUGACAUCAUUUGCCAGUGUGGUGGACAUCCGUCUGCUCCUUAGGAUCUGGGACCUGCUCUUCUACCAGGGUUCAUUGGUGCUCUUCCAGGUCACACUGGGCAUGCUCAAGAUCAAGGAGGAGGAGCUUGUAUCAUCGGAGAACUCUGCGUCCAUUUUUAAUACUUUGUCGGACUUGCCAAGCCAGCUGAGAGAUGGGCCAGCAGUUCUCGGGGAGGCUAUGAGACUAGCAGGGACACUAUCUCAGGAAACAUUGGAAGCCCACCGGCACAAGCACCUGGCCUAUAUAUUAAAUGAACAGACGCAGCUCAACAAUGGGAACACAGCACUCAACACCAAUCUCAAUAAGGUGGUGAGGAGACAGUCCCUGCGCAGGAAGUCCACCCUGAGCUCCCUGCUGUUUGGGGAGGAUGAGGCAGAGGCCCUGAAAUCCAAGAACAUUAAGCAGACAGAGUUGGUGGCAGCCUUACGAGAGGCCAUAUCCCGUACUGCAGAGCACUUCCACUGUCUGGACCCACGUCACUCCAGCACUGACCUGACUCCUGACUACUCCAUGGAGAGCCACCAGCGAGAUCAUGAAAACUUUCUUGUAGUUUCUCGAAACCGACGGAGACGGGCAAAGGCUUUGCUGGACUUUGAGCGUCAUGAUGACGAUGAACUGGGCUUCAGGAAGAAUGACAUCAUCACUAUCAUCUCACAGAAGGAUGAACACUGUUGGGUUGGAGAGCUUAAUGGCCUCAGAGGGUGGUUUCCAGCUAAGUUUGUGGAGAUCCUAGAUGAAAGAAGCAAAGAGUACUCAUUAGCAGGUGAUGACUCUGUGACCGAGGCAGUGACAGACGUGGCCAGGGGCACACUGUGUCCGGCCCUAAAGGCCAUCUUUCAGCACGGUCUGAAGAAGUCAUCUAUACUGGGAGGGCCUUGCCACCCUUGGUUAUUUAUAGAAGAGGCGGCCAGUAGAGAGGUUGAGAGGGACUUCAACUCUGUUUACUCCAGACUGGUUCUGUGUAAAACCUACAGGUUAGAUGAAGACGGGAAAGUACUAACACCAGAAGAGCUGUUAUACAGAGCGGUGCAGUCAGUCAACAUGAGCCACGAUACAGCACAUGCUCAGAUGGAUGUCAAAUUCAGGUCACUUGUCUGCGUCGGCCUAAAUGAGCAGGUGCUGCACCUAUGGUUGGAGGUGUUGUGCUCUAGCAUGGCUGCUGUAGAGAAAUGGUAUCAUCCAUGGUCAUUCCUUCGCAGUCCUGGAUGGGUACAGAUCAAGUGUGAGCUCAGGGUCCUAUCAAAGUUCGCCUUCAGCCUUUCCCAAGAUUGUGAACUACCCGACAAGAAAGAGAAGUCCACUAUUCUGAAAGCCGAAGUUAUCGAUGUGCUGGUUCAGCAUCACCUCUUUAGUUGGGACCUCUAGGAGAAGGAGCAGAGACCACUGAAAGAGGGAGUGCAGGAUAUGUUGGUGAAACAUCAUCUCUUCAGCUGGGACAUUGAUGGCUAGACACACAGCAAAACACGUCUGAAUCCUAUUUUGUCCUGCGUGUUUUUGUAUAUUUGAUGUCUCUUCAACUGUUUCUUACAGACUGUCAAUUAUAAAUUAGACAUUAUUGUCUGCUACAGUAAACGACUACUUCACAGACUGUCACCUUUCAGCAUUGGACAAAGGUUGACUAAUUUGUAUGUGCUGAAGCAUUUGUGCUUUAAGGUGCAUACUGGUAAUUCAGACCUAUUGUAGGAUGUUGCACUACAUGGUAAAAACUUCAUAUACUAAAAAAACCCGCUGUAGUACAGAAUAGUCUGUACCCAUGGGACCGGUGGACCCAGUGCGUCCAAACACUAUUUCUUCAGCACUCGCUGCUCUGGCAAUUCAGCUUUUCAUAGCUAACUUUAAGUAAGUGCAAGAGUGAAUAAUUCUCUUGCAUCAGCUGUGUGCUUACCAGCAUGUCAUUACCAUGACAAAAACUGGGCCUUUUAACAUGGUCCGAAAUGCCACAGUACCCCAUAAAUUCCCAAAUAUUAAGACCAAAACAGAACAUUCCUAAAUAUGGAGCUGUGAAGUUACAAACUAUUUUUGAGAGGAUUACCUCACUAUCAUGAAUUCCACAAACUAUUUCAUUAAAUACUAUUGUUGCACAUGCCAAGGAAAGCCUUUCAAAAUUGUAAUACAAGACUAUGAGUAUGUGUGCUACCUUAACAUUGGUAGUGAACAAAAAUGCACUUGUAUGACAAUAAAGAUAAACUUUUUUUGUGUUACAAUUUAUAGUAAAUACAUGUUGCAUAUCAUUUCUAAUGUUUUGUAAAUAAUGUAAACCUAUUUUGCUUGUCACUAAAUGUGCCCCUGUAGGUUAAAGAAAUUCAACAUAGGACUUUAUCAUUCUUACUUAUCUCCAAACCAACCUUUAGUUCUGACUUACAGCUGCACAUACAUCAGAAAACAGGGAGAUAUCUGUUUUAUUUAUUCAAAUUGUUGGCCAUUCUUGAUAAUGGUAGACUGUAAAGUAGGGACUCGAGGUUUAUAUAACAAUUCAACUUGUGAGACAUGUUUUUGUUCAAAAUAUAUAUACAUAUACAGUAGUUUUUAUUUUCUAGUUUUUGGAUACUUUGCUGUAGCAAAUAUUUUGUUGUAUUGUUUUUUUUAUUCCUGCCACGCUAAUUAGAUCUUUCAGAUGUUGCGCUUGAAAUUUCUUUGACUUAAAGUGUUAACUGUAACUUCCCCGUGUGCAGACAUUUCACAUUUGUAGCUAUUUUAGCCUAUGUGUAAAUCACAUAUUGAUUAUUAAACCUUUACAAUCAGAAAACACAAGAAUACUCUGCUUCCUGGUGUCUACUUAAAGAAGAUCCAGCCUGCAGUUGCCACUUUCCCUCUGUAACACAUGGAACUGAUAGGAAUACACAACCCUCAAAUCUGUUUUCCUGUAACAUUAUUUCAAGUUAAAAAAAAACGUUUUGCUCUAACAAACAAAAUGUAUAGUAUUAACAUGUCAUUUGAGAAAAGUGCACAUAGAAAAAUAAACACUGUUUAAAAGUUCAGGAAAGGAUGUUUAUUAAUGGUAAGUUUUUCAUCCGCAAAGUGUUUAAAAUGUCACAACAUGUUAACAGCAACAGGCCUAACGCAUGGGGUACUAGAGUUACAAGUAGCACUGCAAUUACUGCAUGUCUUAUAAUCAUAAGCAACUUUGCUUGACAAGCUAUUGUGCUGUAUUUGUUUGUACUGCCACUGUUUGUAUAAGGAUUGUAACACGGCCGACACUGGAAGCAUGGUAGAUACCGCUGAAUCGAAGCAUGCAAGUGGGAGUGGGUUGAACGAUCGAUGACCAUCAGUGAACCUUCUGCAUGUAUGCCAAAUAAAUAACUAUUAUAAAAUG
Etheostoma cragini (Arkansas darter) is the source of this 4516-nucleotide messenger RNA. RefSeq names its product small G protein signaling modulator 3 (gene sgsm3). The transcript has 22 exons. Lineage: Eukaryota; Metazoa; Chordata; Actinopteri; Perciformes; Percidae. The coding region runs from base 316 to 2568 and encodes 750 amino acids. The record is from RefSeq and is a predicted model, not a curated record. Gene Ontology annotation, molecular function: protein binding.